Messenger RNA from Sporisorium graminicola, 477 nucleotides. RefSeq lists its product as uncharacterized. The coding region runs from base 1 to 477 and encodes 158 amino acids. NCBI's taxonomy places the organism in Eukaryota, Fungi, Basidiomycota, Ustilaginomycetes, Ustilaginales, Ustilaginaceae. Gene Ontology annotation, biological process: protein dephosphorylation. The transcript has a single exon. Gene Ontology annotation, molecular function: phosphatase activity. The record is from RefSeq and is a predicted model, not a curated record.
AUGCUGGUGCCGCCGCCCAACUAUGGCAUGGUCGAGGAAAACUUUUAUCGCUCUGGCCAACCGGACCAGCUCAACUUUCCCUUCCUCGAAAAGCUCGGUCUGAAGAGCGUCAUCUGGCUAGCUCCCGAAGAGCCUGAACCUGGCUUCCUCGACUUUUGCAUAGAUCAAAACAUCGAGCUCCACCACCUCGGCGUACUAUACUCGACCAAUGCGUGGGACCCCAUCACAGAAGAGGUCGUGCUACAGGCCUUGCACCUCCUCGUUCAGCCUGCAACCUAUCCUGUGCUAGUCAUGUGCAAUCUCGGUCGUCACCGAACAGGUACCGUCGUCGGCUGCUUCCGCAAGCUGCAGAGAUGGAACCUCAGCGCCAUUCUUGAGGAGUAUCGAAGGUUCGUUGGUGGCCAAAAAUACCGUAUCCUCAACGAGCAGUUUAUCGAACUAUUUGAUGAAGAGCUCGUCUUUGGUGCCAGCUAUUGA